GACAAGGCCAUACCCAGGUACAAGUUCCUGCUUUGCUUCCAUGAUACCACUUCCUUCGGAACCAGGAUAUGGUGCACCACUUGGAUAUUGGAGAACGGUUCUCCAUCUCCAAUCCAACGGCUCAUAAAAAUGGUCCAUUUAAUAAAUGGUUUAGAUUUGUUAGGGAAAGUGGUAGUGGAUUGUGAGGUCAGCAUACUGAAAAGGAGCUGACAAAAAGUUGAUUUUGGGGCCCCCAGACUGAAAAAGGAGCUGACAGAA
Messenger RNA from Linum tenue, 258 nucleotides. The record is from the annotation of a GenBank genome assembly. NCBI's taxonomy places the organism in Eukaryota, Viridiplantae, Streptophyta, Magnoliopsida, Malpighiales, Linaceae.